This is a messenger RNA of Pyrenophora tritici-repentis Pt-1C-BFP, 189 nucleotides long. The record is from RefSeq and is a predicted model, not a curated record. Lineage: Eukaryota; Fungi; Ascomycota; Dothideomycetes; Pleosporales; Pleosporaceae.
AUGUCAGAUCAUGGCUCGGAAGACACUGAGCCACUGCGCGGUGAGCUGCGCGGCGAGCGCGACGAUGACAGCGAAGUCGACUUCGAAGAUGAUCUGUUAAACCCGAACGGUCCUGAAUUUCAUCAUGUUGACGGCGGCUUCGACUAUGACGCCACCCACCAGUUGAACCCAACCCUCGCUUCUCAAUGA